UGGGUCACUCAGUAGGAGCCAUUUGGAGCCGGAGGCGACUCGGAGCGCGGUCCAUCAUCAUCACCAUAAUAACAAUAACAAUAAUAAUAAUAAUACUAAUAAGAGCAAAGCCAGAGACCAGCAGCAGAGAACUCGUCGCUCCGCAUAGAAGAAGAGAAAUAAACAGCUUAUACACGGAAGAGAAGUGAGUGAAGCAGAGAGGGACGGACGGCACUUUAAGUUUGUCUGUGCGGGAUAAAUAUUAAUAAAAAGAAAAAAAGACGAAUACGAAGGGAAAGUGAAAGAAGCCGGAACGAGUGAGUGAAGAUGCCGCGGGUCGUCCCGGAACAGAGGAGCAAGUUUGAGAACGAGGAGUUUUUCCGCAAGUUGAGCAGAGAGUGCGAGAUUAAAUAUACUGGGUUCAGGGACCGGCCCCAUGAGGAGAGACAAGCUCGCUUUCAGAACGCUUGCAGGGACGGACGGUCAGAAAUAGCCUUUGUAGCCACAGGAACCAACCUCUCCCUCCAGUUCUUCCCCGCCAACCUGCACGGAGAUCAGCGGCAGCUUCCUGCAAGGGAGUAUGUCGACUUUGAGAGAGAGACGGGAAAGGUCUACCUGAAGGCUCCCAUGAUUUUGAACGGUGUGUGUGUGAUGUGGCGAGGCUGGAUCGACCUGCAGAGGCUAGAUGGGAUGGGAUAUCUGGAGUACGACGAGGAGCGGGCGCAGCAGGAGGACGCUUUGGCCCAGGCGGCGUUUGAAGAGGCCCGGCGCAGAACCCGAGACUUUGAAGACAGAGACCGAUCGCACAGAGAGGAUCUAGAGAUGACAGCAGGACCCCAGCCCUGGCUCAAACAUGGCCAACGCUGACGUGGAACACAAGAUGCGCUGAGGAGGAAGAGGAUGAUGAAGUAGUGAAAAGAGGAAGAGGAGAAAAACAGGGCUGGCUGUCCUUUCAUUUUAAAUACAGUCAACUGAUAACAAGUCAACUGUUGACAAAUUGUUCAUCAUUUUAACUCACCAAAUAUUUUUUUAUGUUUAAGUGUAGGAGAAAAAAAAACUUUCGUAUUGAUUGAAUUAGAAGUGAACCAAGCAUUAAAACAGAAGGAUUAACAGAUUUCAUAAUACACAAAGGACUUGUGAACAAAACAAGUUGGAUACAUUUGAACAUGAGUUUCAGACAUAUAAAGUAGCAAUUUUUCAAAAUGAAUUGACAGGGUUGGAUUGAAAUACCAAAAGUAUAUUUUCUAUGGAUAUGAAAUGUUGAAAAAUAGAGGGAGACGGGUGGUGGUGGGUGAGAAUAGACAAAAGCUGGAGGGAGCAGAGAGAAGAGAGAGGGUCACGUUCAAGAGCAUGAAUCAAAAGGGAGGUGUUGACAGUUUGAGGGGCAAAAAGAAAAGUAGCGUUUGCUUUGAGAACAGGGCCUACUACACUGCGCACUCUUCCUGACACCUGCUGUUUUCUCAGACCAAAACGUGCGUGCUGGAAAGGGGAGAGGGAUGAAAAUAAGCUAAACUGAGUCACAUUCAUGGGGGCAGAUACGAUGUGGGCAUCCAGAGACUAUUGUACCAAGUUUUAGGGUUAAUUAGUAUUUACUGUACUAUAAAGUUCACAACGCGUUUGAAAGCUCUCUGUGGUGAGAGGCCCGUGACGGCAGAACCACGGUUCCUGUAGCAACAACCUCAAAGCCGGACGGAUAACAAAGAAAACUGCUACAAACUCUACUGUCUUUGUAUCUGGAAGCAAUCUGAAAACGAUUUUGUGGGGCGGGCGGGCGUAGGGGUCAAUUCAACGACCUUGAGUCCCAAGUGGGAGGUUUGCACCAUGUGAUACAAUCAGACUUAUUCUCCUCACGGCUUUUCUUUGUGGGCGUGAAACCAAACAGGCCCAAGUUCUCCAUUGUUUCCAAUGUGCAGCCUGUUGACAGGUGACAGUGGUGUCACUCGGGUGGUGUCACUCGGGUGCACUUGGGAUCCGAAGUGAAUGUCAGACAGAAAUGAACCCCAACAAUUUUUAAUUGAAAUCCACUGUAAUAUGUUUCGGGCUUUAGAUUGUACAGCCAUGUACAAGUCAUGUAACCGAUGCAAUACAGUUAGAAUCCAUCUAUCGAUCGAUCAAUUGCCCAGUUAUGCUUCAUCAUUGAAGGACUGUAAAAGCCUGAAUACAGUUGAGAUACAAUUCCCUGUCCUGUUACAGCACUAUGAAACAGUAUGUUUGGUUAUCUUAUCAUGUUGUUUGUGUGAAAGUCAUGAUGUUUACUUUUUGUAUUACUUCUCACCUCUGUUGUAUUCAUUUAUGGUCAUCUGUCAGCUUCUUAUGGACUAGUUGUAGCAGCUGUAGAGUUUUUAUGUCAAAAAUGAAAUUGUAGGCCUUUUGUUGCUUAAGUUUUUCACUAUUUUGUGUUUUAUGUAUGAAUAUUAUUCUGAUGGUCUUUUUUUAAGGAAAGGCACUUCCUGCGAUAAAUACAUUGAAUGUGGAUAGACUCAAACACUUUUAUUUUUGUAUUGUGCAACUAGGGGCUCAUUUUAUUUUCCAAUGUGAUUAUUAUAACAAAGAAAAUGGUUAAUUAUUCAUGCUUUUCUUUUACCUGACUGACUUAUUAAGUAUUUUGCUGAGGUUUACAAAGGCAACAUUUUAUAAUACGUGAUGGAUAAUAGUAAAAUUCAAGUUAAAAAGAUAAUAGUCCAUGAUGAAUUUGGUACCACAAAAAUAUCAUUUUAAAAUUGCAAGAGAACUAAAUAGAAAGAUCGUAAGUUAAAAUUGUAACAGAUAUGUUUCCCGUUGGCUCCCUAGCAGAAACACACAUUUUUAAACUUGAGGCACAGCAACAAAACAAUGCAGGUAUUUCAUCCUAAAUAGGACUUCAUUCAGAUAACCUCUAACCAGGAAUUCACUUUCUUUUAUUCAUUAGAUAGUUUCAGAGAACAUUAGAGAGAAGCUUAAAGGCUUUUUGUAAAGACAGCUGGCACUGUGGCCCAUGUGGAAAACAUACUCUCUCUCUCUCUCUCUCUCUCUCCCGGACCACAUUUGGUGUAUUUUUGGGCCUCAAAUCGUCCAGCACAGUGGACACAUUAUUGAAGUGGCAAUAAAGAUCAUGAAUGAGCCGGUGAGGUGAGGCAGAGACAAGAGGAAGGCAUUAGAACGUGUAAGGAUAGCUGGUAUAGAUUUACAUGUGGAGUGGAUGUUUUGUUUCCACGACUGACAAUCUCCGGAUUCAUUGUAUGACAUGAAUUCAAGCCAUAGUCUUUGAACCAGUGGGAACUGAUGGAGCAUUGGUAAUAAACCAGUACAAUGAGAGGUGAGAUGUAGGUGGAAAGUCAGAAAUACAGUGAGUACUGUGUGUUUUUAGAAAUCUAAUGAAUUAAUUGGUAUUUAUGUACUACAAAUGGAUCCAUCAAUGGUCAAACAAGCUCAUUUUCCCAACAGAUCUACUAAAUUCAGAACGUUUGGAUCAGAAAUGACCACAAUUUAUCGCCCUUUCUACACCUAAUAUCAUUUAGGUUUCCCAUGUAUUAGUCAAUACUCUGUCCCUCGAUUCUCUUAAUGCAGGCAUUAAGGCAAAAAAGAAAACCAUAAACCACAAACAUUUUCUUUCUGUUUCUCUAUUUUUGUUUCAGUUAUUUAUACGUAGGUUUUAUUUAGAGAUCCAAAGAAGCAUUUCAUUCUUCCUGGACGUUUCUUCUUUCUGUUUGUGUGGUCUGCCUUUCUCUCUGUUUAAGGUUAAGCUUUUGCUCUUAGAGGAACCAGAAAUAGGAGAUAUUCAAUUCAAAUUGUUGUUUUUCUUAAUAAAUAUGUAUGAAUUCAUG
Molecule: messenger RNA, 3782 nt
Organism: Gasterosteus aculeatus aculeatus (three-spined stickleback)
Lineage: Eukaryota; Metazoa; Chordata; Actinopteri; Perciformes; Gasterosteidae
Product: core-binding factor subunit beta
Biological process (GO): regulation of transcription by RNA polymerase II
Cellular component (GO): core-binding factor complex; nucleus
Molecular function (GO): transcription coactivator activity; sequence-specific DNA binding
Source: RefSeq, a predicted model, not a curated record